Molecule: messenger RNA, 3244 nt
Organism: Nicotiana attenuata
Lineage: Eukaryota; Viridiplantae; Streptophyta; Magnoliopsida; Solanales; Solanaceae
Product: mitochondrial substrate carrier family protein C
Exons: 7
Coding region: 517-2913 (798 amino acids)
Biological process (GO): transmembrane transport
Cellular component (GO): mitochondrial inner membrane
Molecular function (GO): calcium ion binding; S-adenosyl-L-methionine transmembrane transporter activity
Source: RefSeq, a predicted model, not a curated record
UUUAAAAAAGAAAAAAGGGUAGAUGAGCUCUUUUUCUUGUUAUACUUUUUUGUUUUUCUGGUUAUUCUCUUACACUUCACAGUCAUCAUAUCUUUGGGAUUUGAUCUGAAGAAUAUUAGUGGCUUCUAAAAUUUUGCUGGAUAAAUUUUUCAGUUUCCGGUAAAUCAAUAACAAGAAAUUAAACAAAACCCAAUUCUCAUAAUACACAAAUCAUUUAUCUUCCAUUUUCAAGAUUCAUCCUUUAUCCUACAAUUUGUGUAUAUUACAGUUGACCACACUGUAAAGUUCUCAUUUUGACCCCAUUCCCUUAUCCGCCAUUGGGUAUGAAUUAAUUUUUGUGCCUUCUUUUCCUAUUGAAUUGUACUUUCGUAAUUGUUUUGCUAUGUUCUUGUACAGUUUAGGGUUUAUGUGAAUCUGUUUCUUGUUCAAUAUUGUGGUUUUGUGAAUAUUAGGGCUUGUUCUUUAUUGGGUUGGAUUGAUAUUUGUGGUAGAGUAAGAAGGUGUAGUGUUUAAGUGAUGGUGGUGGUAUCUGGGACUGGAGACCCUGUUGAGUCAUUUCUGAAUUCAGUACAAUUUGUUAAGAAUGCGUUUUCGCCGAUAGAGUUAGGUAUUAAGAAAGUGGCAAAGGAUUUUGAGCAUUGUUGGCCUGGUCCAAAGACUGGGAAAGUUGAGAGUUGUACUAGUAGUUGUGGUUCUGGAUUAGAUGUCAAGAAAAUGAGUGUAGUUAAGCAAGGUGAUGAGAAAAAGAAGGGCUUGUUGAUAAAGUUACCGAUUAAGAUGUUCGUUGGAAUAUUUGGGAAUAAUGGGCAGACCAAUAAAGGGGGCAAUAAUGUGGCUAGGAAAGGGUUGAAGGAGAAGUAUGGUGGCAGCAAAGGGGAUGGGAGUUGUGCGAACUGUCUGCAAUUUGCUGUGGCUUGGUCAUUGUUGAUGAAUGGUUUUGUUCAGGCUGUUCCGAGCCCCUUUAAGACUGUGAAAAAGCGUGUUCAGAAGGCGAGCAAUGAGGAUAGUGCUCGUGAUGAUGUUAAAGAUAAUCUGAGGGUAAAUUAUGUGAAGGAAAAGAAGCACAAAGAGGGAAAGAAUUUAUCAGUUGAGUGCUUUCUUGGUUUUCUUUUUGAUCAAGUAGCUUUGAAUCUUCAAAAAUUUGACAUAGGAGUCCAACAGAAGGAAUGUCAGAUUGCCGAGUCUAAUCAAAUUCCUCCGCCUGCCAAUAAAUUUCAUCAUUUCAAGAUUUUUGUCAGUAUUUUAGAGGGGAAAAGAGCUGAUGUCAAUGGAUUUCUUGGGAAUCUGAAUUUUGCUAGAGUAGGAGGUGUUCCUUCAAGUAUUGUUGAUGUAGAUUCUUCCGUGGGAGAAGAGAGAGAAGGUGGUGUUAACGAUAUUGGUGGUCAAGAAGAGAGCACUGGAAAUUCCGCAAGAAGUUUAGCAAAUGGUUUGCUCAGUAUUCCAUUAUCCAAUGUCGAGCGUUUGAGAUCAACAUUGUCCACAGUUUCAAUAACAGAACUAAUUGAGCUCUUGCCUCAGUUAGGACGACCUAGUAAAGAUCAUCCUGACAAGAAAAAGCUGUUCUCUGUCCAGGACUUCUUCAGAUACACUGAGGCUGAAGGUAAGAGAUUCUUUGAGGAGUUGGAUAGAGAUGGUGAUGGUCAAGUCACCUUGGAAGAUCUUGAAAUUGCUAUGAGAAAAAGAAAAUUGCCAAAGAGAUAUGCCCAUGAAUUCAUGCGUCGUGCUAGAAGUCACUUGUUCUCAAAAUCUUUUGGGUGGAAACAAUUUCUGUCCUUGAUGGAACAGAAGGAACCCACCAUCCUGCGGGCUUACACUAGUCUUGCUUUGAGCAAGUCAGGCACAUUGCAGAAGAGUGAGAUACUUGCAUCGCUAAACAAUGCAGGACUUCCAGCAAAUGAAGACAAUGCUAUUGCCAUGAUGCGCUUUCUAAGUGCGGAUGCAGAAGAAUCUAUUUCCUAUGGACAUUUCCGGAACUUUAUGCUGUUACUUCCAUCAGAUCGGCUUCAAGAAGAUCCUCGAAAUAUCUGGUUUGAGGCUGCUACGGUGGUUGCUGUUCCUCCACCCGUAGAAAUUCCUGCUGGAAGUGUCCUAAAGUCAGCAUUGGCGGGAGGCCUUUCUUGUGCAUUGUCGACAUCCAUAAUGCACCCUGUGGAUACGAUUAAGACACAAGUACAAGCAUCAACGCUUACCUUUCCACAAAUCAUAUCGAAGCUUCCCGAACUUGGAGCAAGGGGAUUAUACAGAGGUUCUAUUCCUGCUAUUCUAGGGCAGUUUUCAAGCCAUGGCUUGCGUACUGGAAUAUUUGAAGCAAGCAAAGUUGUGCUGAUUAAUAUUGCUCCUACACUUCCAGAGCUACAGGUUCAAUCUGUGGCAUCAUUCUGCAGCACUUUCUUAGGUACUGCUGUGAGAAUACCUUGUGAGGUGCUCAAGCAAAGAUUGCAAGCUGGUCUUUUCGACAAUGUUGGGGCAGCAAUCGUUGGCACUUGGCAGCAAGAUGGUCUUAAGGGUUUUUUCCGUGGAACUGGUGCCACUCUCUGCCGUGAGAUUCCAUUUUAUGUUGUAGGCAUGGGCCUAUAUGCCGAGUCCAAAAAGGCAGUGCAACAGCUUCUGGGGCGAGAGUUGGAGCCUUGGGAAACAGUUGCAGUUGGAGCUUUAUCUGGUGGGUUUACAGCCGUCUUAACGACUCCAUUUGAUGUGAUAAAGACCAGAAUGAUGACUGCUCCGCAGGGGAGGACUGUGACGUCAUCGAUGGUCGCAUUAUCAAUUCUCCGUCAUGAAGGACCCCUCGGAUUGUUUAAAGGAGCUAUUCCUAGAUUUUUCUGGAUUGCUCCUCUGGGUGCGAUGAAUUUUGCUGGCUAUGAGCUAGCAAGGAAAGCCAUGGACAAGGAGCAACUUGCUCAGAAAAGUGGCUAGCAGAACAUCGGCUCGGAUUUUGUGUAGAGAUGGUAACAUGUAAAAGCUGCUGGGAAAUUUUGAACCUUUUCCAAGUCACAGCAGUGACUAAUUGCAUCGCAUUUAAUUUGUCGAAAUCCCUGCAUUUUCUCGUUAGAGGCGACAACCUUUUAGAUUUGGCCUCUGGAACAGUUGUAAAUUGUCAUUAGCAGCAUCUUUUGCUUUGUAAUAUCAUUUUGUACAUCAUCUUGUGCAGUUACUAACCUCGAUACAUCAAGCUCUAGAUCUAGUACAAAAUGAACUGAAAACCUUUUUUGAAACUUCACAUGUUAAACAACUGUUGAGCAGAAUA